AUGCAAGUGAUAUCCCUCGCGACCCUGCCAUACGAUCUGCUCCUGAACAUCGCUAGACACCUAGAGCUGCUGGAUAUUUAUGCUCUUCAGCUGACCUGCAAGUCGCUACACGCGUUCGCAGUCACGCGGCCAGUGUACCGCAACCUCGCGACAGCGCUACUCAGACGAUGUCGUGCCCUCCCACUCCACGGCUUCCAACGACUAUCGGAUCUCACCGACGAGCAGCUAAUAGAAGCCGUCAAUCAAGCGACACGAUUAGAGAAGGCGUGGCUAACACGAGGUCCCCGGCCGUCGACGAAUUCGUCGUACUUGAACACACCAGAUGGGUCGCAGAAGGGGAUGCGGAAGUGGUACAAGGUGAUCAGCGCGCCACCGAACGAGGAGGUGGACUGGCUUUCACCGAUCACGUCGAGCUACAGCCUGUGUGCGACGAAGAGCGGGAAGGUGGUGUGCUGGGACGUCCACCGAGACAUCUGCCUGGCGGAAUGGGACCCGAAGGAGCGAUGGGAAUUGUGGAAGUGUCGGGUCGAGUUCGACAUCCGGACGGUCUUUUUCACGAUGGCCAAGGUCCUUCAACGGUCGUACGACGACCGAGUGAUGGAAUUUGUGCUGAUGAAGCUGGAGUUCUUCGACGACGAUCGGGAACCGCAGUUCUCGGAGCUGGCUGUGUUCAAGACGAUUGGGGUGGUUAUGAAUGUGUUCUUGCUCGAUCCCUCGUCGCGGUUGCUGUCCGCGUUUGUAUGGGUGUCGAGCUCGAACACGAUCGGGCUCUACGCGCUGUUGGACUGGAAGAAGAACGAGUAUGUGUUUGUCGACACUGGUGUCGAAUGCUCGCUAUCGUCGAAUUGGUCAUGUAUCCUAUACAAGGGGCAGAUCGUGAUCCACUCGGAAGAGAGCGACGUCGCACACCAGUACUUCUAUCCCAUCUCUGUCCUCCAGCGACACGCUCGGCCGUCGUCACCACUGUCAUCCUUCGUUCCUAGCAUAUCCGAGCGGCUUCCUCCAAUCACCACCAUGACCGCCAACUUCAUCUUUCCCCCGCAGACACGAGGGAACACCCCAGCGUCCGUCUCAGAGGCGGACGUGGACGGUGCAAAUGGCCACGCACUUGUCGUGGGGCCAGGGCACCCAGCACACGACAACGGCGUUGUCCCGAACGGAAACCCAAACGGGCACGCGCCAGAAGACGGGGACGAUGGCGGGUCCGUCGCGGAUUCUAACCCGUUCCCUUAUCCGCCUUGGUACCCCGAGUCUGCGCACUUCGUCAGGCAGUGGUGGCCGACGCUUGCGUCCGUACCGCGCCUGAGCUGCACGGUCGUCCUCCUCGCAGACCACGAGCCGGACACGCACCGGACGCGGUACGUCCUCGCUCAACACUACUUCAAGGUCCCGCUCGUCGAGCCGGAUGAGGCGGAACAGAUCUCCGCGUCCGCGUCAAGGGCCGUCGCGGCGAAGCACGGGUUCCUCAAUGGUACCUCUCAUUCGAUGGAGAACGGCUGCGGUGCCAGCCCCACCCCGUCCGCCUCAUCCCACGACACCGAGCUCGCCACGGACGGCGACGUCGUCGACCUCGCGCGCCCUCCACCGCAGCCCGAGCAACGCUCGCGCCGGGGCACACCUGAAUCGUCGAUGAUGCGCCUUUGGUACGUCUCGGAGCCGUUCGAGGUCGUCUGUGUGCUCGACGGCAUGGACGACGACCUUGACCCAGAUGGCAGUCCCGAGCGCCCGCGGCCGCUCAUGGCGGUCGACUUUGGGCACGCGGUGUGGAUCGAGUUCGCGUUCCCACCAGAGCUCGAUCGUGACGAGAAGCGGCUAAGGUUUGUGACGUUCCCCCCGGUGACAAACGACCGGGAUGAGAUGGGCUAUGGGGGGACGGAAGCGGCGGAGAGCUUGGAGGGGAUCGUGAGGACGCUGGAGGUACCGGACGAGUUGGAUUUGGACACGGUCGAGACGAUCAAUAUCGACCAGAGCCAGGGGGCGAUCAUUAUAUCCGUGAGGGACGGGAAGAUCUUCAUACUUUGUUAUGAAUGA
Messenger RNA from Dichomitus squalens LYAD-421 SS1, 2031 nucleotides. RefSeq lists its product as uncharacterized. Gene Ontology annotation, molecular function: protein binding. The transcript has 4 exons. NCBI's taxonomy places the organism in Eukaryota, Fungi, Basidiomycota, Agaricomycetes, Polyporales, Polyporaceae. Bases 1 to 2031 code for a protein of 676 amino acids. The record is from RefSeq and is a predicted model, not a curated record.